Molecule: messenger RNA, 2021 nt
Organism: Ceratotherium simum simum (southern white rhinoceros)
Lineage: Eukaryota; Metazoa; Chordata; Mammalia; Perissodactyla; Rhinocerotidae
Gene: UCP3
Product: uncoupling protein 3
Biological process (GO): transmembrane transport
Source: RefSeq, a predicted model, not a curated record
CCUCCUCUCUGCACUAAAGCCCAGGGCCACAGAGCAGCCUCUCUCCUUGGACCUCUGCUGGGCCCUGGAGGGACUGGGCAGAGCCUUCUGGGACCAUGGUUGGACUGAAGCCUUCGGAGGUGCCUCCCACAACGGCUGUGAAGUUCCUGGCAGCAGGCAUGGCAGCCUGUUUUGCUGACCUCUUCACCUUUCCACUGGACACGGCCAAGGUCCGCCUGCAGGUCCAGGGGGAGAAUCAGGUGGCCCAGGCGGCCCACAGUAUCCAGUACCGCGGCGUGCUGGGCACCAUCCUGACCAUGGUGCGCACGGAGGGCCCCCGCAGCCUCUACAAUGGGCUGGUCGCCGGCCUGCAGCGACAGAUGGGCUUCGCCUCCAUCCGCAUCGGCCUCUACGACUCCGUCAAGCAGUUCUACACCCCCAAAGGAUCGGACCACUCCAGCGUCACUACCCGGAUUUUGGCAGGCUGCACUACGGGGGCCAUGGCAGUAACCUGUGCCCAGCCCACGGAUGUGGUGAAGGUCCGAUUUCAGGCCAGCGUGCACCUUGGGCCCAGGAGCAAUAGGAAGUACAGUGGGACAAUGGAUGCCUACAGGACCAUCGCCAGGGAGGAAGGGGUCAGGGGCCUAUGGAAAGGAACUUUGCCCAACAUCACAAGGAAUGCCAUUGUCAACUGUGGUGAGAUGGUGACCUAUGACAUCAUCAAGGAGAAGCUGCUAGACUAUCACCUGUUCACCGACAACUUCCCCUGCCACUUUGUCUCUGCCUUUGGAGCCGGCUUCUGUGCCACAGUGGUGGCCUCCCCAGUGGACGUGGUGAAGACCCGGUAUAUGAACUCACCCCCAGGCCAGUACCACAGCCCCCUUGACUGUAUGCUGAAGAUGGUGGCCCAUGAGGGUCCCACGGCCUUCUAUAAGGGGUUUACACCCUCCUUUUUGCGUUUGGGAUCCUGGAAUGUGGUGAUGUUCGUAACCUAUGAGCAGCUGAAACGGGCCUUGAUGAAAGUCCAGAUGCCACGGGAAUCUCCAUUUUGAAUAAGACAAGGCUACUUGGUACCUAACUGGAACAAAACCAGUUAAGAAUGGAACAGUGGGUGGGUCCAUGCACACAUGGACACAGACCCACACAUGUUUACAGCACGGUUUACUUGCUGCUGACUCAAGCAAUAGAGCAGAAGAGGAGGAAGGAUUCUGGUCUUCAGUGCGUUGUCUUAAGAACACCUUUGUUUUGCACUGACAGGAUGGAAAAUAAAUUAUAUUAAUUUUUGAAACCCAUUAGAUUGGAUGCCUAACAUUUAGGCAAGAGAAAAUAAACCAAAACAGAUCCAUUUGGAUAAAAUGGAAGUUUGCAAACUUAUGUCCCCUGAAAAAUCUGAUUAGCCGAUGAAUUAUAAACAGGAAAGGCUGCAAGCAUGGGACAGGAGUGGUACACGACACACUUGGAAAUCAGCUAAGGAGUCCAGAGGGACACUGCCAAAGAACACAAGCUGUGACACCUUCAAUUAACCGUGGAUCAUCAGCCACAUGUGUAAUGUGUCUACUGUGUAGAAUUCUGUGGGAUUCUAGGAAAUGUGAGGAAAAAAAGAGAAAACCUAGAACCUGUGCCAAAGGAGCACUGCUGGGCCAGUGUGAGGCAGAGACUUGUAAAUGUUCCCUGAGGACUCUGGAGAAUAAAAAGGGCAGCCUCAGUCUCCUUUCCUGUAAAAUGGGAGUAAUAAUCCCUUCCCUCCUACCUCACCGGGGUUUAUGAGGAUCAAGUUUGAAGCUAGGAGAAAGCACUUUAUAAAAGCAAAAGCUCGUAUGAAUGUAAACGUAAGGGCAGUGCCUUGGGAAGGACUUUGUCAGGACAGUGAGGAACUGCCAGGGAAGAAGUUUUUGAAAGACACAGUUGUCUGGAGGUGAGACCAAAGGAACCAGGGACUCGGGGGCCGGGGGUGACAGAGGAUGCCACAGGAUCCCCACUCCCACGCAGUCCCCACUCCUUGGCUGGACUGUGAGGCACCCUGAAUGGUGUGGGGCUUGGGG